AUGCCCGACAAACGCAAACCCUCCGGCUCAGUCACCGGAUUCUCUCCCUACGCGAAACGUUCCCGCCCCUCCUACGCCGAAGAAGAUGACGAAGAAGAAGCCCAGCCGACCGUGACUCCAUACGAACGCCCGCGCAACCACCCGGUGUAUGGCCAAAAGAGCGCUUUUCCGGGUCUGGAUGUCGCGGGAGAUGAUGAGCUAUUCUACGGGCCUGCUGAAGAUGGCAUGGAAUAUUUGCGCAUGGUUCGAUCGGAAGCAAACUCCCUCCCUUUCUUGUUUACGGCACCGCAAACGACGGAAACUCCUGCCGCGACGGAGCAGGCGCAGAACAAUGAGGAACUACAACAGCAGGAGGAGGUGAAGGAUACAACAGAGCCUGUCCCUGAGGGCGUGGUUGUUGAUGGUGUCUACUUCGUUCCUCCUACGUCUACUACCAAUACUACUGCCGCCCCUGCUGCGAAUGUCGCCGAAGAGGCUAUCUCCGACGCCCAAUCAAGCUACUACAACCUCCUUCACCACCGCUUCCUUCUCCUUCGAUCGAUACUAAAAUGCACACCUCCUUCUGAAGCUAUCGCCGGGCUCGAUGAAUCCCACCCGAUCAGCUUACCGCGACACUCGCGAAACGCGCGCAAGGAAUGGCGCCGGUUACUCCUGGCGGUAGACCCGCAGACCGUACAGCUGGCGUGUAUGGAUAUGGAGAGUGUGCUGGGAGUUCUGGAGAUCAUGGCGCGCUUAAUGUCGGAGAAUGUACGGAGUGGGGAUGCGCAACGGGUUCGACGCAUCGGGGCUUGGGCGUGGGGAUUGUUGGGGAAGUGUCGGGAUGUUGGGCAGCUAGGGACUGAGGAGGUUGGAGAAAUUCGGGAACUGGGGAAGAGAGCUGUGAAGAUUCUGAGGAAGAUGAGGGAAGAGGAUGAGAAGAAGAUGCAGGAAGGAGACGGGUCGGAUGAGGACGACGCUGAAGAGGACACAGGGGGAAACGCUGCAGAGGGGGAGGAAGGAACACAGCAAGUGGAUGGACCAAGUGACAAUCAGGAUUACGAUAUGCAGGAUGUGGAGGAAGAGAAGCCUGCUACUGAGGAGGAGCUGGAGGCAGCCAAAGCACGUCUGCAGGCGAAGCUCGCAGGUGGAGAGGACCAACCCACAGCCACGGAGCCCGAGGCUGGCAAUGAGAACCCUGCAAAUGAAGCGGCGACACAGACUCGCGCCAUGCUGGACAUGAUCAUCACGAGUCGUGUCCAGACAACCCCGAAAAAACCAGAAACAAUGCCCCCCACAACCCUCGAAAUCAGCAUCCCCACAACCAGCAUCUCCGCAACCCAACCCCCCUACACCCUCUACAACAUCACCCUCCGCCUUCCCCUCCGCUCAUUCACCAUCUCCAAGCGCUACUCCGAAUUCACCACCUUCCACAACACCCUAGUUUCGCAAACAAACCUCCCACCACCCGCCCCUCUCCCGCCCAAAUCCUGGUUCCAGAAUACCAUCAACAACGCCACCCUCCGCGAAUCCCGCCGCGAAGCACUAGAAGCCUACCUCCGGGCUAUCAACGAAAGCGAAGAUCCCCGAUGGCGCAACAGUCCUGCGUGGCGGGCGUUCCUCAAUCUUCCUAGCUUGCCUUCGAAUAAUAAUAAUAACAAUGGCGGGGCAAGUACACGGCUCCACGCGGCAAUCACUGACCCCGGCGACUCGGAAGGCGGAGGCAUCACGGACCCGAUCCUCUGGCUCGAUUGCUUCAGGGAUAUGAAGGGGCAUUUACACGAUGCGAGAUUGUAUCUUACGAGACGGGACCAGGAGGCCACGCCGCAGCGACAGCAUGAGAGUUCGGCGAGGGCGAAGAGCGAGCUUGUUAGGGCCGGGGGAUUGAUUGCGAGUUUGGAGAGUGGGUUGAGGAAUUUGAGUAACUCUUCUUCUGGAGGUGGGGAGGAAAAUAAUGCAGGGUCAAGACCAGGAAGUAAACUCGGGCGCAGAAAUACAGCUACGACCGCCACGGCAUGGAGUGUUAGUGGGAACAACACGCUCGGGGAAGGAGAGAUGCGACGACGGAAGGAUCUACUCAUCAACGCGAGGAAGGAGAAAGAUGGACUGGAGGAUCUGUUGAAUGCGAUGGCGGCGAAGAGUCGGAUUGAUAGUGCGGUGGCGUCGAUUCAGGAUAAGGAGGCGUUGAUGGGGACGCAGGGGGGCAAGAAGGCGAUUCGGUCGUCGGGGAGAGUGUUGGGGAGGGAGACGGAGAGGACGCGCGAGUUGGAUAAUAGUGGGGUGGUGCAGUUGCAGAAGCAGAUGAUGGAGGAUCAGGAUGUCGCGGUGGAUGAGUUGAUGAGGAUUGUCAAUCGGCAGAAGGAGUUGGGGAUUGCAAUUAACAAUGAGUUGCAGGUGCAGAAUGAGUUGUUGAAUUUGGCGGAUGAGGAUGCUACGAGGUUGGGUGGGAAGAUUGAUAUUGGGAAGAAGAGGAUUGGGAGAAUUUCUUGA
Molecule: messenger RNA, 2466 nt
Organism: Aspergillus niger
Lineage: Eukaryota; Fungi; Ascomycota; Eurotiomycetes; Eurotiales; Aspergillaceae
Exons: 5
Coding region: 1-2466 (821 amino acids)
Biological process (GO): spliceosomal snRNP assembly
Cellular component (GO): intracellular membrane-bounded organelle
Molecular function (GO): phosphatidylinositol binding
Source: RefSeq, a predicted model, not a curated record